This is a messenger RNA of Boeremia exigua, 2224 nucleotides long. RefSeq names its product magnesium transporter NIPA-domain-containing protein. Gene Ontology annotation, molecular function: magnesium ion transmembrane transporter activity. Gene Ontology annotation, cellular component: membrane. Bases 301 to 2022 code for a protein of 573 amino acids. Lineage: Eukaryota; Fungi; Ascomycota; Dothideomycetes; Pleosporales; Didymellaceae. The transcript has 2 exons. Gene Ontology annotation, biological process: magnesium ion transport. The record is from RefSeq and is a predicted model, not a curated record.
ACAAUGGAAUUGCGCCAGUUUCGCAUGCAUAUUAGCUGUCCCUUCCUAGACACCGAUAUAAAUCAAGCGCCUUCCUAGAACUGCUCCGCAUACACCAGACGCGCCGUGUCUCUUGCAUGCCCAAGUGCUCUGCCAGCGCGCGCCCACCUGACCCCUGCAGCCGGCCGAUUCGGAUCAGCGUGACGUUGAUCGCCGCCGACCACCACCGGCGCAUACACUCCACGCACCGCAUAGACACAGCAUGUACCCGCUGUCGAGGUAGCAGAGCCCGGUGCAGCGACUGCAACCCCCCUCCCAAACAUGGUGGAGCUCUCACCGGGCGCCAGCGUGGCUCUCGGAGUCAUUGUUGGCCUCCUCUCCACCAGCGUCCAGAGCGUCGGCCUGACGCUGCAGCGAAAGUCCCACCUGCUCGAGGAAGAGAAGGAAGACGACUAUGACCGCCGGCCCCCCUACAAGCGCCGGCGCUGGCAGCUGGGCAUGCUCAUGUUCAUCGUGGCGAAUGUCGUGGGCAGCACCAUCCAGAUCACCACCCUACCGCUGCCCGUCCUGUCCACCCUGCAGGCUUCCGGCUUGGUCUUCAACUCGAUAUGCGCCUCCAUCAUCCUCCACGAGCCCUUCACCCGCUACUCCUUCAUCGGCACCAUGCUCGUCGCCGCCGGCGCCCUCCUGAUUGCCCUCUUUGGCGCCAUCGCCGAACCCUCGCACAACCUAGACCAGCUAUUGGCGCUGUUAGUCCGACACCACUUCAUUGUAUGGAUGGUCAUGACCGGCCUUGUCGUCGUCCUAUUGCUUGUUGCCAACUGGGUCCUGCAACGCAUAUACCCCCGCGCAACUCCGCGCCUGCGUUUGGUUCGCGGCAUGUUUUAUGGCUGCGUGAGUGGCAUUCUUUCCGCACACUCGCUGCUCAUCGCAAAGAGUGCAGUGGAGCUGCUGGUACGCACCAUUGUCGACCGCCAUAACCAGUUCGAUCGCUGGCAAUCGUGGAUGAUCCUCAUAGGACUCGUGGUCUUCGCCCUGACGCAGCUUUACUACAUGCAUUGUGGUUUGAAGCUAGUCAGCACAAGCGUACUAUACCCCCUCGUGUUUUGCGUUUACAACAUCAUUGCUAUUAUCGAUGGUCUUAUUUAUUUCCACCAAAGCGAACGAUUGUCGAAUCUGCACGCUGGCCUCAUUGCUUUGGGAACGGUGGUACUGCUUGCAGGCGUGGUCUGCCUAAGCUGGAGGCUGGAAGAGAACGAGGAGGAGCCCAUGUCGCCUGUGUCAACCAAGCACCCUGGUGUGCCCAUGCCGCAGUCCGCCCUAGAGCCUGGUCUAGGCCUACUACACGCUCACACCUCGGACGAGCCAGAUGCUCCUUUGGACAUCGAGGAAGCAACACCAGGCCUCCACGGAUCUGUAACAGAGCAAGCGAAGCGCAGGUCUGUUGAUGAGCGGACACCAUUAUUGGCACGCGCGCCUACUGGACCCUCGUACACUGUGAACUCUCGAUCGAAGAAGAGUCCAGCAUUAGACCUCAAUACUCGCAGUCCUCGGCCAAGCCCCAGACCAUCAAGGAGACGAAGAAUGACCUUCUCUGAGGAAACUAGCGAGAUCUGGGACGAGCUGAAUGACAGAGACUCGUUGCCUUCGCCUGUAAUUCACCGAUCUGUCGAGUCAGAUCGCAGACCACGAGCAGGCACGCUCCCCCGACAAAGGCAAAAUACCCAAUCGGCAUGGCUAGAUCAGAUGCGCAGGCGUUCGUGGUUUGAUGGCAUUAGCGCUGGUUCCCAAAGAAGUCCGACGAUAUCACAAGGAAAAAGACGUUCAGACAGCUCCUCGACGCUGCUUGACCACCCUGAUCCAGAUGACGAUCACUCUGAUUCAGACCUCGUCGCGCACAGAAGCGGAACGUGGGGCUUUGGAGGAGGCACACGCAGCACCCACGAAGGGCCUGGCGAUUGGCUGAAGCUGAGAUGGUGGAGAAAGAAAUUACAGGGUGAUACAGAUGACGAGCAGGAAGAACCCAGAAGCAGAGCAACAUGAUAUCCCGGCACGGUCCAAGAAUUUGAAUAGACGAAUUACGCACAUUAUUGCAACGGUCCUGGGCCUUCUUCUUGCACUGCAUCAUGACUGCCUUUUGUUAAUAGGGUCGAGGAUCGCUAUAGCGCCUUCCUCCGUAAAUCUUCCGUGGAUCCCCCGUGAAUUUAGCGUGGUGGGGCGUUGACACCUGCCGUUGUUCAUGCAA